This is a messenger RNA of Letharia columbiana, 1596 nucleotides long. RefSeq lists its product as uncharacterized. The record is from RefSeq and is a predicted model, not a curated record. The transcript has a single exon. Bases 1 to 1596 code for a protein of 531 amino acids. NCBI's taxonomy places the organism in Eukaryota, Fungi, Ascomycota, Lecanoromycetes, Lecanorales, Parmeliaceae.
AUGGAGCAAACCUCGAUCGAAGACUUUCAGGACUACCACAACCAGCAGCCCGUCGGGGAUGUAGAUGAAGGACCGCGCUUAUCACCAGAGCCUCUUGACAUGGGAGAAUAUAUAGGACGCUGCUUUGAAGAUGACCAGGCAUCGCUAUCCGGCUCAGCACACCACUCGCCUGACGAAGCCGUCUUCGAUCGUCCCUCUCGCACAAGCUCUCCUCGCACGUCGCAUGGCUCUGACGACGAUGUCUCAGUGCUAGAAUCGUCCUACGAGCCUCAGAAUCAUCCAACACCAUUCACACCUCUCAAGACUCGAUCGCGCUUUCGAAAUCCUUCUUCCGUACGAGCAAUGCAGAUGGACACUACGCCUCCACAUCUAGCCACUCCAUCCUCGCAACAGCGUCAAAGACUAUAUACGCCCUCCAAACAGGGUACACCACGUUCCGCCCGCUCACACCGCAGUGUCAUAAGUUCGCCCUCCAAACUCAGCCCCAUCAAGAAAGUGAAAAAGGAAUACCCCCUUGUCCUCCUUCACGUCACUCUUCUUCCAAUGCCGCUUUCCUACACGCCUGAAAUCCUCGAGACUGCUCUCCCACCAUCUAUCCUUGCGAAUUGGAAGCUUCUUCAAGAAAAAGCUACCGACACUGUCCUCGAGCGCGGUAUCCUCAUCCCGCAUCCUAGGGAAGAUUACGACCUUCUGGAAGAGCGAUUGCUUGAAUCUCUAGAAUUGAAGAUACCACGUAUACUGAAAUGCGGCCACUUUCACCUAUCUCCGGAAGAAGAGGCCGACAUAGCGGCUGAGUCGGACGAGGAAGCCGAUACCGACGCCAACGAUGCGGACAUCUGUCUCGAUUGCGGGCGGCGCAUACGUGAUGGGAAAUUUGGCAGCGCUGGUACAGGAAGCAAAAGAUGGGACAUCAAGCUCUUCGCUGCAAACGGGCUCAUGAGGGCAGGGGCGUGGAGCGCAGCAUGGCGGGAGAUGGAGAGAGUGGAUGUGGAGAUCUUGCCUUGGAUGGAGGAGGAUAUGAAGCGUGAGUUGGAGCUGAGAAGAGAAGAAGAUGAAAGAACAAGAGCGGAACACUCGCAUGCAGAGAGGGAGGAGGGAAUCGGAGGCUUGGACGACGCAAGGUUGAGGGAGAUAUAUGGACAUGAUGCGCAGGCUUUUGUCGAUGGUUUGGGGGAUGAGAUACCUGCGGCUGCAUCGACACCUCAGCGGACACCUUUCCAGAUGCCUAUGGAGAGCAAGGAAGAUGUGCCGCUUUGGGACCUUCUGCGAGAUUACAUGUACCAUGCGGCCCAGGACCGUCGCAACAUCGCCAUUUUUCUUCUCAGCAUUGUCGUUUUGUUUCUCUCGAUGGGCUCGUUUACAUCAAGUCGAAGAGAUACGGAAGUUCUAGAUAUGAACCACGCCAUUCGGACACCUAUAGCGCAAGCUUCGGCCUACAGCACUGACCCUAUACCUAAAGCUUCUGUAUCCGUCACGGGCGCGGCCUCAUCCGCACCGUCUUCACUCCUAGAACCACAGGAGCGUGACGAGCAAGACCAGUCGGCCUCUUGGACUGAGACAGCCGAAGACGUGGCGAGAGAGAUGCUUGAAGACUGA